Mastomys coucha (southern multimammate mouse) is the source of this 1693-nucleotide messenger RNA. RefSeq names its product KIAA1191 ortholog. NCBI's taxonomy places the organism in Eukaryota, Metazoa, Chordata, Mammalia, Rodentia, Muridae. The record is from RefSeq and is a predicted model, not a curated record. The transcript is spliced from 3 exons. The coding region runs from base 941 to 1231 and encodes 96 amino acids. Gene Ontology annotation, cellular component: cytoplasm.
GGCAUAGGGAGAGAACAUCAGAAACAGAGGUAAUGGUGUACAAUGUGUGUAUGUGGGGGCUGGGGCAAGACACAGGACACCGUGGAUGGGCUGCACUGUGCGGUGAGUAUUCCAGAUGAGUCUGCAGGUUGUUAAAAGCCACUCCUGUGAGAAAUCAUGUUGAGCUGAUACCAUCUGAACUCUGACAAGACAGAUACUUCUGAAGGCGGCACUCCGUUAUUAAUUUUGUAACAGAUUGUUAACUUACACAAAUUGCCAUGUUGAAAGUCAGCUUAGGUCCAGCAGAGGCAUGUCCCUCAUGGAGGAUAGACAUACUACUGUGGAGCUUCAACUUCGACCUAAGCAGCAGCUCUGACUUUCCCUGCUAAGCCACCACUCUGUCCUAAGUAUUUUGAUAAUGUUGUGGAAGUGGUUGGUUAUGGGAGAAAGGAGGGAGACUGGAGUCGGUUUCUCAGAAGAAGCAUUUCCCUAUAAAGUGGACAGUCUGAGAAGGUCAGAGAUUGUACUGAAAGCCAGGAGCAGAAUUGAAAGCCAGGCCUAAGGCAGCUUGAUGGCUCUUUCCAUAGACGAUUUGGCUUUGUUGGAAACCUAAGUUCUAGUGUACAGCUUGUAGCACAGGAAUGCUUGAGAGCUGUACAGUACAGUUCCUUAGAAACAUGAAAUCCGAGUGGUGUGGGAGGAACAAUAUCACUGCUGCCUCAAGUUAGGAUGUGCAUCAUAGGGCUGAUGCCCAGACUGAUCUCACUUUGAAAAGUCUCUUUUUUACCCAUUGGGACAGAAACUAAAGCUGCAGAGUGGAGAGACAGCAAAAGAAGAGAAGCACCCUGCAUCAGCCCAGUCCACCCCGAGCAGCACCCCUCACUCGUCCCCUAAGCAGAAGUCCAGGGGCUGGUUCCCACCUGGCUCCUCCACAGCCUUACCUGCUCCGAAUCCUCACACCAUGGAUCCUGGGAGUGGAAAUGAUAGGAACUCAGUAGACAAAUGGAUCCUCUUUGGACCACAACCACUGCAGAAAUCUGAUUCUGGUUUUGCCAUUCAGGCUUACAAAGGUGCCCCCAAACCCUCUCCUAUGGAGGUGAUGCGUGCCCAGGCUACACGAGUAGGUGAAGAUCCAGGAACCUUCAAGCCGCCAAAGAUGGAUGUCCCAAUGGUAGAAGGAAAGAAAGAACCACUUCGAACCCAUAAACUCAAACCCCGUGACCUGAAUGUGCUCACACCCACUGGCUUCUAGAAUGCUUUCUGUCCAGGGUCUGUAACUUCCCUGGGCUCUGACAUAGGAGUGAUGUGGCUAACUGAGGCCUGAGUGAGUGUGCAGAUUGUCCUUGGGUCAGUGAGAAAAACCAUUUCACACUGCUCUAAGGUUGGUGGAAAAUGUCAUUGGUGUAGUGUUGAGGACCUCACUUUUUUCUUUUUUUUUUAAUCAUUUAUCCUAGAGAAGGACUCUGAUCCUUGCUUUCCUAGGUAAAUUAUGCUGGAGUGCUUCCAAUACUAAGGCCUCUUGAUUCUUUUCCGUUGAUCAGUAUGAGCAUUGACAAAUCAUGGUAGAGGUGCCCACCAACCAGUUUGCACAGCGGAGGCCUUCUGACAUGCAUUAGCCUGGACUUCUCUGAGAGCUGGAUACAGCUCAUGGCUACACUUGGCAGGACCCUGUCUCUAAGCUGAACCACAAGUUCUCUCCUCCUUUCCCCCCCUC